Leptosia nina is the source of this 2868-nucleotide messenger RNA. NCBI's taxonomy places the organism in Eukaryota, Metazoa, Arthropoda, Insecta, Lepidoptera, Pieridae. The record is from the annotation of a GenBank genome assembly.
AUGAAGCUGGUAAUACUUUUAAUUACAAAUUUGGCAGCGCUUAUAUCAUGUCAACGUAUACAACAGGACCAAUAUCCAUUUCCGCCGCAAUUUCAAACUCCCGGUUCGGGUAUGAUGGUAUCGGAUAGUUCAAUAUAUUUGCCACCUGAAUCACAUACCCCAAUGCCUUAUUUCUCAGUCAAUAACAUGAACAAGCUGCCGUUCCAACUUUUACCGCCUAGUGGGACUAAAGUGCCGUCAGUAUAUCCUACCCUACGACCCAGUUUUGAUGAUGAUGAAGAAGAAGAUGAUAAUGAUGACCAUGUGAAACAAAUUCAGAUUACCUCACCGAGACCUAUGUUCAAACAACAAAGUAAACCGAAGAAUGUUACGGAAUCUAAUCAAGAAAAACGAGAGACAAGAGCAAUUCCUAAAACGUUUGAUUUUCAAUCACAGCCACAAAAUAAAAUGGAUAGAAAGCAAUUCGCGCCAGUACAACAUAAUUUGCUAACUCAAGAGCCGCCUAACCAAAACUUAGCAGCAAGACGAAUGAUAUUGACAAGUGAGAUUCAACGAAACGAUGAUCACCUGAAAUCAUAUUCAUCUUCACAAUAUUCACAGCUUCCCAAUAUUUUUUUUUCAUCAACAACCGAACCCGCUAUACCAAUCUUACGUUUAUCUAAUGAGAUGGAUUUAGAUGGAAGUUUUAGCUAUGAGGCUUUAGGUGCAGACCAGACCCAUUACGUGCAACAUAGUCGCAUGGAAAAUAUGGGCUCUGGAAAAGAAGAGCAAGUUGUAGAAGGUUCGUACUCUUAUGUCGGUGAUAAUGGGCAGACGUAUACUGUCCAUUAUGUAGCAGACUCUAAUGGAUACAGAGCCAGUGGCGAUCAUUUACCAUCACCUCCACCAAUACCAGAAAUUAUACAAAGAGCUAUUCAAUACAACUUGGCUGAAGAAGCAAGAAGACCUCCGCAUUUAAGAGGUUCAUGGGAAGAAAAUGAUUCAGAAAGAGAAAAUAGCGGUGAAGAUAAAGAAUUUCACUAUCCUCUUCCACCAACUCGAAACUUAUUUACUGGUAGGACACCAGAAGCGUUUUCAUAUGGGUUUUCGCCGAACGGUAACAUUCAAAAUAAUCAACCGGUUACAUCAGCCAGCACUCUUAUUCCCAAAACAAGCUUCGAUAUAGCGGUUGAAUUAAGCAAACAAAAAGCGAACUCUGGACCGAUAUCACCUCAAAUAACAUUUGCAGCUUCUCAAGGAAACCAUAAUCCUUCUUCACCUACACAACAAGCUGCUACAAGAAAUUCACCUAAUGAAAAGCCAUCAUUACCACAAAUAAUGAACUAUGAAGCAAGUUCAAGGGAAAUUGAGCAAGAAAAUAAGCCACUAUGGAGAUGGCAAUAUGGUAUGAACGCAAAUAGUGCUGAACAAAAUCCCAACAAAGACACAAUAUCUCGGUCAUUCGCAGAAGGAGAUGACGUCAUAAUUAACUUCAACGAUAUGACACCACAACAAUAUACUGACAUGAUCCAAAGCCAAAUAUUCCAACGAUCUGAAGGUGAAACAUAUAGUAGUAACAUGCAGAAAACGUUUUCGAAACAAACUCCAAAUUCGCUAAUAUCAGAUAAAGCACAGUACAUCACUAACCAAAUUAAAAACUUUAACAAUAAUGAGCAAAACCGCCAAAUAUAUGUAACACCGAAGAAUGAUAUUCACGAAAGUGCCAAUAAGAAUUAUUUCAAAGACCAUAGCAGCAAUCAAUUUCAGAAUCAACCAACUGUAGAUGGUGGAUAUUCUACUGUAAAACAAGAAACUGUUACAUCUACAAGUACUGAAAAUAUCAAUACUCAAUCUGCUAUAGAAAAUUAUAAAAAAUUUAAUGAAUAUAACACAGAAAAUAAAAUGCAAACUAAUGUAAGAACAGAUCCGUACUCAGGAUUAGUCCGGCAGCAAAACUUCCUACCCCCAAGUCAGUUAGUAACACGAUCUUAUGAUUACGAGGACAUAGCAUAUGAACCUAAAAGGAUUUACGAAUCUUUAGACAUGCACUAUAAGAAUAAAGAAAAGCUGAAUACCCAAAGGGAAAAUAACGUACCGCCAAGUCAAUACUGGUAUUCAACAGAAGCAAUAACAAAAACUACAACAGCAACUCCGUACCAAUACAGUACAUUAAAUAAUUUCCAUGUAUCUACUGCAGGAUACAACGAAGAAAGCAGUAGCUUUAGACCGAUUAAUAAACAUUUAACGAAAGAUUCCAAAAAACAAGAAAUAACGACAACCGAGAGAACUAUGGAUGAAUUGUUACAAGAAAAUAUUUUUUUAAAAAACAUAGUACGGGGAAAAAAGGAAGAAAAUGUUCAAAAAGACGUAACAGAACGUAAAGAACAAGAACAUUUAAAUUUAAAUAGGGAAGUCAAAAUUGAAAAGCCAACUAAACACAUCCAGUCUUUGCUUAAACCGCAAAGCGAAGUAAAAACGUUAAAGAAAAAACUAGAUAUAAAUGAUGUACUGAAUUAUAUAGCAAUGAAGAAUAGCUUUGAGCUAGGAAAGACAAAACCUAAGACCUUCUCUAGUGCGAAUAGUUAUCAAAGCAAAGCGACACCGCUUAACUUUAUACCUCUUAGAGAUGAGAAAGAGGAAGAAACAGAAAAAGCAGAACAAGAAAACAGUACACAUCGUACAUUUAGUCAACAACAAGAUGAAUUACAAGGAAUGAUAAGAAAUUAUAAAGUGCUUCAACGGCAAAGAAACUCUGCUCAGAACUCAGGUGAUAACCAAUAUACGGAUUCACAACAGAGGCAUGUCAAAAUUUUCCACUCCGACAGUCUUCCCCCCCUGGGCCGAGCUGGACCCUCCAUGAAGAGCUAUCUGCCCCCAGCAUAUUUAUGA